AUGAGCAACGGCUGGAGUGCGUGCCUGCAGACGCUCGAGGGCCAUAGCGGUAGUGUUUGGUCGGUGGCCUUCUCGCACGACUCGACCUGGCUAGCAUCAGCAUCAGCCGACAGCACUGUCAAGAUCUGGGACACAAGCAGCGGGACGUGUAUGCACACGCUCGAGGGCCAUCGCGGUUAUGUUUGGUCGGUGGCCUUUUCACACGACUCGACCUGGCUAGCAUCAGCGUCAGCCGACAGCACUAUCAAGAUCUGGGACACAAGCAGCGGGACGUGUGUGCACACGCUCGAGGGCCAUAGCAGUUUAGUUAGAUCGGUGGCCUUUUCGCACGACUCGACCUGGCUAGCGUCAGCGUCAGACGACAGCACUGUCAAGAUCUGGGACGCGAGCAACGGCCGGAGUGCGUGCCUACAGACGCUCAAGAGCCACAGCAGUUUAGUUAGGUCGGUGGCCUUCUCGCAGGACUCGACCCGACUAGCGUCAGC
Molecule: messenger RNA, 485 nt
Organism: Exserohilum turcica Et28A
Lineage: Eukaryota; Fungi; Ascomycota; Dothideomycetes; Pleosporales; Pleosporaceae
Exons: 1
Molecular function (GO): protein binding
Source: RefSeq, a predicted model, not a curated record